UACACAACACUGAGUGCGGUGGUAUGUCAUGGAUCACAAAUCCAGUGAAACAGAGCACUGAAACAGGAGCUAGCCUUAAACUAGCAUGUCUUAGAUGUUCUGCAGUAAUGUGAUCCAAACCACAGGCUUUACUAUCAAAUACUUUAUGAAUGGCUUCAUAUACCUCAGGUGUCAAUACACUCUUAGGUCCAUUGUUGUAUAGUGUAGUGUAAUGUUGUCUCCAUAGUGCUGCAGUAUUAUCUGCCCCAAAAACUCCUUCAGCCGUAUACAGUAGAGGUGGUUUUUUAGUUGUUACCGCUUUCCAAAAAUCUGCAUUUUCCCAUGGAUCCAUCGGAGCAGAGUAACAGAUGGGGAUCAAACCACCAACCUCCUGAUUGGUAGGCAACAUGCUAUACCACCUGAGCUAGGCCACCCCAGUGCUUACAUUGGACAACAAACGGUUUACCACCUUCAUGCAGAGCAGUCACUGUAUCAUCAUACAAGGAACAAAGUUUAUGUUAAGGCUGAAGAUGCUGACGUUGGACAUCCUGCUCAAAAUCGAUUCUUUAGGCAAAUAAAUGUUGUUUAGUUAUUUAUUUUAUUAUUAUAAAAACCAAGAAGUCAUCUUCACUAAAUGCUCUAAUCUUACACUGGCAGCAGUGUGUUAUUAGUGACAUGAUUAUUAGCAGUUGUUGCUGGAAGUUGUUCCAUAUUUACAGUAAAACCCACAGGUAUAUGGUCUGACACUGCUACCCCAGACUUACAGUCAUGUUUUCUAAUCCUGCAUGUCAAUCAGCUGUACUGAUGCAAUGAUCCAGCCAUGAUGAAGUAUAACAAGCUUCACUUAUUCGGCAACUGUCUUUGAGCAGUAACACUUUGGUAGACAGGAUAAGAAGUCGGAAGGAUCAGCGUUAAAAUCACCCACAGCAUGUGUGAGUACUGUUAUCCAGAAUAAAUGAGAAAUAAGAGCCAGCCUAAUGAGAUAGUCCUCGUCAUUUUCACAAGUUUCAUAGGGAGGACAACCAAACUCUUGUUAUUCUGUGUAUAUUGUACACCACUCUAUAUCCAGCCUAAUGGGCUUUAUCGCAGCCCUGGUAUUCUGGUCUGACUGCAGCUUCUACACUGUGACAAGAAUGACAGACGUGUUUCUGACAUUUUACAGGUCUAGUUUAAAUUCCUGCACUUGUGUUUUCAGCACAGAGGCUCCACAGCGUGUUCAAAACUUUCCAGGACUCCUUCAGUGUUUACAGCCUCGCAGCUUUCAGAACAUGAACGUGAAAAUGAAAGUGAGAGCGGGAAGAGAAAGCAAUGACAUCAUCGCUGCACAGAGAUGUUUUACAGUUUCUGUUUUGAGUUUCUUAACCAAUCAGAGCACUUCUGGUUGGUUUUAAUAACAAUAAUAACAAUAAUAAUAAUGAUAAUGAUAUGAAGGAGAGUCGGUCUAAGGUCAGGUUCUUCUCUCUCAUCAGAUCUGCUGAUUUCAGGUGUGCUGUCAUUAUUUCACUGGAAGUAAAAUAAAGUGAAAUGUGAGUGACAGGAACACGUUUAUACACGAGUCUGAUGUCGUCCUCUUGUCCAAACGCUGAAAACUAGCCAGUCUUUAAUAAUCUGAGCACACCUUCAGCACCUGCAAGAUCCACCAAUCGGCGCCCAGCCUCACUCACCGGUCUGAAGGUACUUUUGCCCAAGAAGGAAAAUGAAAGACGGACUUUCUUUUCAAUAUUUCCGUUUCCUGUUUGUAAAAUAAAAGCCUGAACUCUGCUGCCAGCAUGGACACACACUCUCGCACAGCAUCUUCAUCGUUUUCGUCAUGGUCACCUGGACCGGCCUUCUCUUCGUCCUCUGCGGCGCCCUGACCUCUGCCCUCUGCUGUGAUUGGCUCACACACUACAAACAACCGAGCAAAGAAGCCCGGGACCUCCUCACUCUCAUGGGCGAUCAGCUGACUGAACAGCACCCUUCAGGUCAUCCGGUUCGAUUCCCAAAACAUCUCUACAAGCAAAUGAGAAACUCUGAAGUGGAGUCAAAGCUGGUUUUCAUCAGAGACAGUCUGCAGCUUAUUUUCUGUCUGUAUCGCCAUGACAACCUGUCAGCCGCUCCCUGGGGCGCCGACAAGACGGAGGGCUUCCUGACGGUCAUCCACAGACAGAUCACGGAACUGAGCGCGUGUGUUUCGACCAACAGUCCAGCCAACAGCAGACUGAGGAGCUACUACAGGACUCUGGCCAACAGUACUCUGUCUUGCUCUGGCUGCAGUACUGCGUCGUGGCAGCUGCUCAGGAAGGAAACCAAACUGCGCCUGGAUCAGCUGGAGCUGCUCGUUGCCUCCAUCAGAGUUCCAGCUUCUGCCAGCAGGAGGCGCUCUGCAGCAACGCAACAGCAACAGCAACAGCAACGUGACACUGACACAAUAUCUGAAGACUGUUUCUGAUGUUCCUAUCUCUAUUUAUUUAUGUAUGUAUUUAUUUAUGUAUUUAUUUGGAAUAUUUAUUUAUUUUUCUACAUAUUUGUUCAAACACUGUUUGUUUGUUUAUUUGUUACUUCGGAGUAACUCAGUGGUUUAAGUACAGAAACUUUGUCUUUAGUCACUCUGUCACUCUGAAUUUUUACUUUAGAUUGGUCUUAUAUAUUUAUUUUUUUGUAUUAACAUUUCAUGUUUUACUUUUUUAAAAUUAUUGAAUUAUUAAAGUUAUUGAAAUA
Messenger RNA from Oreochromis niloticus (Nile tilapia), 2679 nucleotides. RefSeq names its product interferon phi 1 (gene ifnphi1). Gene Ontology annotation, cellular component: extracellular region. Lineage: Eukaryota; Metazoa; Chordata; Actinopteri; Cichliformes; Cichlidae. Gene Ontology annotation, molecular function: cytokine receptor binding. Gene Ontology annotation, biological process: defense response. The record is from RefSeq and is a predicted model, not a curated record. The coding region runs from base 1790 to 2410 and encodes 206 amino acids. The transcript has 5 exons.